AUGGAAAACUCGUUCGAUCUUCCCGAUUCCACCGACUGGCUGGACACUCCGCUGUCCCUGCUCGCGCCACUAGAGUCUUCCCUGCGCUGCCAAGUGUGCAAGGACCUUUUCGACAACCCGGUCAUCACGUCAUGUAGCCAUACAUUCUGCUCGCUAUGCAUUCGCCGCUGUCUGAGCACUGAGGGGAAGUGUCCCGCGUGUCGCGCGUCCGACCAAGAGCUGAAGCUCCGUCGCAACUGGGCGGUCCAGGAGCUAGUCGAUGCGUUCCAGACCGCACGGCCAAAGGUUCUGGAGUUGGCCAAGAAGGAGGCUACGCGUCUUGCGCGUGGUGAUCCCGCUCGAGAUGGGCCAUCAUCGCCCAAGAAGCGGAAGCUGGAUCUGCCGCUGCGGGAAGGGUUGGAAGAGUCGCAGGGUAGCCCGCAGGGUGUGCGCACCAGAUCUCAAAGGUCGAGAAGUGAUGUGCCAGGUUCUUCGUCUGCCCCGGAGGUUAUUGAAGACAGCCAAGAUGAGGACUACGCUCCAGAGGAUGGUCUUGUGAAUUGUCCUAUCUGCCACCGCAAGAUGAAGAAUGAAGCGGUCUUUGCCCAUCUGGAUAGAGAUUGUCCAGGAACCCCUACUGCGCCGAAGACCAAGUCUUUUGGAUCUCUGCAACCUGCCGCCCGUAUUACCGCACAUCCCAUCUCUAAACCGCCUGAGAGGAUCCCCGCAAUGAACUAUUCGAUCUUGAAAGACGGCGUGUUGCGGAGAAAGCUUCGUGAUCUCGGCAUCCCCGACUGGGGCGCACGGCAGCUGUUGCAGAGGCGUCACACCGAGUGGAUGAACCUGUGGAAUGCGAACUGUGACUCCAAAACCCCAAAAUCAAAGCGCGACUUGCUGCAGGAAUUGGAUAUAUGGGAACGGACUCAAGGAGGACACGCGGCGGCGCCUUCGCUGUUCGUGGCGAACAACCCGGUGAUGCGCAAGGAUUUCAAUGCUGCCGACUGGAGUGCCUCUCACGAUGGCGAUUUCAAGCGUCUGAUUGCGAAUGCACGGAAACAGAACGAUGCCGCUGUCAGGUCAACGAUCCCUGGAGCCUCUGCUGCCCGAGAAGAAUCCCCAUCGGAAGAGCCUGCCACACCGUCAACUGUCAAGGACGUGGAUGUGUCUCCGCAGGAACCCUUACAGCCGCCAUCGGUCUAUGGUGUUCUUGAAUUCAAUCCGCAGGCCGAGUCAUUAAACCCACCCCGAUGA
Penicillium lagena is the source of this 1230-nucleotide messenger RNA. RefSeq names its product E3 ubiquitin-protein ligase RAD18 (gene rad18). The record is from RefSeq and is a predicted model, not a curated record. NCBI's taxonomy places the organism in Eukaryota, Fungi, Ascomycota, Eurotiomycetes, Eurotiales, Aspergillaceae. Gene Ontology annotation, biological process: protein monoubiquitination; DNA damage tolerance. Bases 1 to 1230 code for a protein of 409 amino acids. Gene Ontology annotation, cellular component: Rad6-Rad18 complex; nucleus. Gene Ontology annotation, molecular function: single-stranded DNA binding; ubiquitin protein ligase activity. The transcript is spliced from 3 exons.